CUCAAACCAGUUACUGUACAACCAUUGGCUGUUGCUAUGAGAUGUAAUCUGAGAAAGAGGCUUGAAACUCAGUAACUGACUUCCUUGGUCGAUAGAACAGGAACAUUUUCCUCUCCUCUAUGCGGAUCUAUGGAGCUGAUACCGUCAGACUUUCAUCCCAGCGAGCACCAGCACCUCCGCUACAACCCCCUGCGUGAUGAUUGGCUGCUGGUCUCUGCGCAUCGUAUGAAACGCCCCUGGCAGGGGCAGAUAGAGACGCCCCCCGAGGAGAAUAUUCCCAGACAUGAUCCCAGCAACCCCCUGUGCCCCGGGGCCCACAGAGCAGGAGGAGAGGUCAAUCCUGCCUAUGAGGGAACCUUCCUCUUUCACAAUGACUUCCCUGCUCUGCAGCCUGAUGCCCCAGAACCAGGUUCCAGCGAUCACCCUCUGCUCCAAUCAAAAUCAGCCAGAGGGAUCUGUCAGGUCAUGUGCUUCCACCCGUGGUCUGACAUUUCCCUUCCCCUGAUGUCUGAGCCGCAGCUCCGUGAUGUCAUUGACAAGUGGGCGGAGAUUAUAACUGACCUGGGUGCUACUUACCCCUGGGUCCAGAUCUUUGAAAACAAAGGAGCCAUGAUGGGCUGUUCCAACCCUCACCCACACUGCCAGAUCUGGGCCAGUAACUUCCUUCCCAACGAGGCUGAGACAGAGGACAGGACACAGAGGCGGUACCUGCAGGAGCACGGGGUUCCCAUGUUACUGGACUACUGCCGGCUCGAGGGGGCACGGAAGGAACGGGUGGUUGUGGCUAAUGAACAUUGGCUUGUUGUUGUUCCCUAUUGGGCUGUGUGGCCGUUUCAAACUUUGCUCCUCCCUCGCCGUCACGUGAUCCGCCUUCAGGACUUGAGUAGCGAAGAGCGAGACAGCUUGGCCUCCAUUAUGAAGCGCUUGCUGUGCAAGUAUGACAACCUGUUUGAGAUCUCCUUCCCAUACUCUAUGGGUUGGCACGGUGCUCCUACUGGUCACUAUCUGUCAGAGGACUGCACUCACUGGCAGUUACACGCACACUAUUACCCCCCACUGCUGCGCUCGGCCACUGUGCGUAAGUUCAUGGUGGGCUACGAGAUGUUGGCUCAGGCUCAGAGGGAUCUGACUGCAGAGCAGGCAGCGGAGCGACUCAGGAACCUGCCAGAGGAACAUUACAAGCUGAGGGCCACACGAGUGCAAGACUGAUGACUCCUGGGACUUUUUUUUAUCCUAAUAUUUUUCAUCUCAAGUUUGAGGUAUUUGCAACUGUGGGAACAUCAGGCGUCUCCCCCCUUUUCAUAUGUGGGCACAAAGCAGAGGGGCGAGAAUGGGCGGAACCCCCAAUAUCUAAACCUGCUUCUUUCUCAUUAAAUUCCAUUACACACUGGC
Molecule: messenger RNA, 1392 nt
Organism: Xenopus laevis (African clawed frog)
Lineage: Eukaryota; Metazoa; Chordata; Amphibia; Anura; Pipidae
Gene: galt.S
Product: galactose-1-phosphate uridylyltransferase S homeolog
Exons: 11
Coding region: 130-1209 (359 amino acids)
Biological process (GO): beta-D-galactose catabolic process via UDP-galactose, Leloir pathway; galactose metabolic process
Cellular component (GO): cytoplasm
Molecular function (GO): zinc ion binding; UDP-glucose:hexose-1-phosphate uridylyltransferase activity
Source: RefSeq, a predicted model, not a curated record